Molecule: messenger RNA, 4550 nt
Organism: Helianthus annuus (common sunflower)
Lineage: Eukaryota; Viridiplantae; Streptophyta; Magnoliopsida; Asterales; Asteraceae
Product: kinesin-related protein 6-like
Exons: 7
Coding region: 3530-4450 (306 amino acids)
Source: RefSeq, a predicted model, not a curated record
UUGCCAAAAACAAUUAUACCGCGCACCAAACACCAUUUGCCCCCAAUUUCAUUUCUUCCACUCUCACUAUCACAGUGAGCACCUCCCAGAAUUUUGCCCUAAAUCAACCACCACCGUGUUCAACCAGCACCUCCGCACCUUCAACGGGCUCCAAGCAGCACCUCCACACCUCGCACUCACACUAGAUCCACCCUCCAACAGCCGCUGUUUCCAGGAACCACCACCACCACCACUGUUUGCACUCACACGAGAUCCACCCUCGCACCAGAUUCUGCCAAACACCUUCAGGUCACUUGUUUAAUUCGGUAGUGUCAAUGUGAGUCGUUUCAUAUUUUUGCAUUGGCACAUGCUUCUACACUUGUAUGCGUAUAAAUAAAGCUUAUUUUUAUAUUUGUCUACACAAAGUCUCAUUGAUGCAUGCUAUGAGAGUUACUAAGAUCCAAUCAUGGAAAAGAGGUCUUGUUUGAGGUGAUGAUAUUUUUCACAGCUAAUUAUUAAUUAUUUAUUUAUUAUUUGUGUAUGUCUAUGUCUUGAGAGACUUGCUUGCACAUUAUACAUGAUUGCACUUAUGUGACCUGAACCAGAGGUGGAAAAAUUGGCGGGUCAUAGACCUGGCAAACGGGUCGGGUCGGGUCGGGUCAUGGUUCAAAACGGGUUCCGGUCAACACGGGUUCGGGUCGAAACGGGUCAAUUAAAAAAAGGGUUGUUUUGGUUCGGGUUGAAACGGGUUCGGGUCGAAACGGGUUCGGGUCAGAACGGGUUUCGGGUCGGGUCGGGUCGGUUAAAAAAAAGAUUGAUUUGGUUCAUAGCUCAAAACUGGAAGUAACGAGUAGGAAGGACCCGUGCGUUUUGAAGUAUAUAAAAUUGCAUAUAAAAUAUAAAACCCCACUGAAGCAUAUAGAAUUAUGCAUCAACAAACGCAUGCGUGCAACCAUACUUGGAUGUAAUACAUGUACGUUUGCUGCUGUGAAGGUUCGUCACGGCAUAACCGAGUAGAGCCUUCUUCCAUUUUGUCGUGCCUCUCGUAGUCUCGUGUAGCAAUUUAACAGUAAAUGACCCAGUUGAAUCUAAAAGGCAGGACCAUUGGUCUUCGCCCCGACGCACACUAGCUGAUCUAAUCACAGACAGCAUUGAAUCCAGUUCUAGUUCUUCGACAUACCUGCACGACUGCCUUCACCAAAUUAAACCAACAGAAUCAAGGUCAUGAUCAUACAUUGCAUACAGUCAUACAGAUUUCAGAAGCUAAACAUAACAGCCAAGUAGAUUGCUUUAACAUGGGCAAACAUUCUUGACAUGGAGGUGUGAAAAGAAAACGUGCUUCGUUUGAGUUGAAUUGGACCAAACGGAGUAUCUUCUUUGAGUUGGAAUAUUGGUCUUCUCUCCUUCUCAAACACAAUCUUGAUGUUAUGCGUGUGGAGAAAAAUGUGGCUGAGAGCUUGUUGGGUACUUUGCUAAUGAAUGAAAAAUCAAAAGACACACACAAAGCAAGACAAGACUUGGAAAAGAUGGGUAUUCGAGAAAAUUUAUGGCUAACAAAGAAUAACAACAAGGUCAACCAGCCACAUGCUCCCUACUCUUUCACAACCGAUGGACGAGAACAUUUUUGUAAAUUCAUUAGAGGAGUGAGACUACCUGAUGGUUUUGGAUCCAACUUUAAAAAUAAGGUGCUUUCUAAUAAUUCAAAUAUAACCGGGUUAAAAUCUCAUGAUUAUCACAUCCUCAUGCAACGAUUGCUACCAAUAGGGGUCCGAGCUGGUGUACCUACAAAUGUUUCAACAGCAAUCACUGACCUUUGCACAUUAUUUCAAAAAAUUUGUGCACGAUCAUUAGAUGUGGAAGACAUGUAUAAACAAGAAAAGAACGUGGUAAAUGUAUUAUGCAAUUUGGAAUUGGUAUAUCCUCCAGCUUUUUUUUUUGACAUAAUGGUUCAUCUAGUUCUUCAUUUACCUCAAGAAGCUAUUCUUGGUGGGCCUGUGUAUAUGAGAUGGAUGUAUCCUUUCGAAAGAUACAUGAAAAAGCUGAAAGGGUAUCUCAGAAACAAAGCAAGGCCUGAAGGCUCAAUAGCAUAGGGUUAUGUUGCGGAUGAAGCAUUGACAUUCUGCUCUAUGUAUCUUGAGGGUAUCCAAACCAAAUUCAACCAUCCCGAUAGAAAUGUAGAUGCCGACAUUCCAAAGAGGUAUUUGCAUGUGUUUUCAUCUCAGUGUCGACCAAUGUCCAAGGUUGAAAUCCUUGAUCUUUCUGAAGAGGCAAACAAAUCAUUACAUUAUUUUGUAUUGAACAACUGCCAUGAAAUUGAGGACUACAAAUCUAAAUUUAAAUCCGACUUUCCUGGGCGCGACAUGAAAACAGAAUUUUCCUCAUGGUUUAAAUAUGAAGCAGAUACAUCUUCAUCAUCACAUAAUAUGUCUCCGGACUGUACCAACGAAUUAAUGGCAUUGGCCUAUGGUCCAACAAGAGCAUGUUCUUACGAUGCUUGCAUAGUCAAUGGAGUUAGAUUUGUGGUACACGGUCGUGAUGUUCGAUGUUCGACGCACUACUCAGAACAGUGGUGUUGUUUCAAUAGGAGAAGAUGGUACUCUAUUUUAUGGUCAAUUGGAGCAAAUCAUAGAGUUGAAGUAUCUACAUAAAUAUUCGGUUGUACUAUUUCGUUGUAAAUGGUUCGACACGUCGGGUAAAAGAUUAGAAAAGAAAAACAAUAUCGUUUCUAUCAACAUUAGUCGUGAAUGGUUUGUUGGUAAUGAAUGGUAUGAUGAUCAACAAUAUAUAUUAGCGACACAAGCUAAACAAGUCUUCUAUCUCCAAGAUCCUUCUCGAAGCACCGACAAUUGGAGGGUUGUGGAAGACGUUCACCAUCGAAAACUCUGGGAUCAUCCAAGUAUGAGUAUUGUUAAUGAGAUGGAUUUAUUGCACGACACACAAUCAUCAGAUUACAACUUGGUAGUCGACUCAGGUUUUGAUGAAAAUAACAAUGAUGAUGAAAAUUUCAUUGAUGGUGAUGGUGAAUUUGAUGCCGACGUCAAUGAUGAAUUUGAUGAUUACGAAGACAAUGAAGAAGAUGAUCUUUUAUACCCUUCAGAUGAGGAAGUCCAAAUAAAAGAUGAUUUUAUGGUUGACGAUAACGUCGAUCUUUUAUACGCAUGUUAUUCUAGUGAUGAUUCUGAUUGAAUGAAUGGCAGAUAUUGCACGUGGACACGGGGGAGAUGGUGGGAGUCAGUAUCCCAAUAGGAAUUCAAACAGAAUCCCUAGCAUUUACGUGUCUUCACAAGCCUAGAGAAAGCGUGGACGGGGGAGAAAUGUAAAGUUAUUUAAAAAAAAAGUGAACAAAACAAUGGUGAUCCACUACCCAUUAACUUUACUGCUCAGGCACGUCAGUAUAAGUUCACUGGACCGCAUGCCCAGGAUUUUAUAAGAUUUAUCUCCAACACUAUUGCAAGCGUAGUUCCUAUGCAUUUUACAAGUUGGCAGAGUGUUCCACCUGAGUACAAAAAAAUCCGUUUAUCCCGUACUUUUCGAUUACUUUAAUCUCAACAUGUAUAAAGAUGGCGACGCCGACCAGUGGGCAGGGAUUGAGCUCGGAAUCAUUGCCGAAUGUCAAAGUCGCUACAGCAGUCGAAAGAAUAAACUGCAUGAUCAUUUUCAGACAGUUGGAGGUACUAAGGAUGUUGAUAGAGCAAAGAGUUGCCCACCAGAGAAUUAUGAUUCGCAAAAGUGGGUCGACCUUAUUGAUAUAUUGUUCACGGAUCCUGCCUAUAUAAGACGAAGCAAUGCAAAUAAAGAAAACAGAAAAAAGCAAAGAUACCCUAGUUAUCAUGGUAGUCAAUCUUAUGCUCAAAGGCGAUACAUAGAGGAGCAAAAAACUAGAAGCCCAAACUAUAUUGUUGUUUUUGAGAAGACACAUUACAAGGAAGGGCGGGGAUGGGCAAACGAUAUUUGUGCAGCAGACUGGGGUAAAAUUCAAGACAAGUUAGCUAGAGCGUCGAGAGAUGUCGAUGAUACUUCACCAGUUGAUGAACUCGAGGUACUCAAAAGUGCCUUGGGUCAUAGGAAUGGGCACGCACGCGGUGUUGGUCGUGUUGUUAAAAAUGUCACCCACGAAAUAUCGAGCUCAUACCGCCCGCCAAGACAACAACAACAAUUGGAAGAAAUGCAAGAAGAGAUGCAACAAAUGCGACAAAAAAUACAAGAAAUGCGACAACAACAACAACAACAACAACAAGUGCAAGUGCAACCAUUCUCAAACCAAGCAUUACUGGAACUACUACAACAACAACAACAAGUGCAAGUGCAACCAUUCUCAAACCAAGCAUUACUGGAACUACUACAACAACAACAACAACAACAUGCGUUUCAAAUGCAACAAAUGGAAGCACAAUUUCAAAGCCGACUUAAUGAAUUGAAACGAAAAAUGCGUCAAGUUGACGAAGAUGAUGAAGAUGAUGAUUCGACUUAGAUAUUUGCAUUAAACUUUUAAUUUGAAGUUUGUACUCGAUAACUAAUGUUUAUUUUGAAGCUUGGACUUGAUAACUAUGAUGAAUAUUUUGUAUUUUGAA